UCACCGGACACAACUUUACAUUCCUCCGAAAUAACACAACCUUAUACUCCUCUCUCGAGUCAUCAUCUAGAUUCUCGUCUUCCCUCAUGGCGUUGGCUGCGCGGCCGGUUUUCUGUGAGCUCAAGCCGGAUAAACAGGCGGCGCCGUUGCAGGUGCAGAAGCCGAAACUGGUGGAGCUCCCACUGCCACAAACGUCGUCUGAUAAUGGAAAAAUUGUGCUCCAGCCGAGGCUUUGUACGCUUAGAUCAUAUGGUGGUGGUGAUCGUGUAGGUGUAAUCAAGACCAAGAAUACUGUCAACGGAGAUGAUCAAGUUUCGCCUUUUUUCGUGACAUUAACUGAAUAUAUAGAGAGCUCCAAGAACAGUCAGGACUUUGAGAUCAUCUCUGGUCGCCUUGCCAUGGUGGUGUUUGCAGCGACAGUAGGCAUAGAGAUGGUGACUGGAAAUUCUGUAUUCAGAAAAAUGGAUUUGCAAGGUAUUGAAGAAGGUGCGGGGGUAUGCUUGGUGGCAGUGACGACUGCGGCAAUUUUCGCAUGGUUAUCCAGUGCUCGUAAAGGGGUAGGUCAAAUGUUUACCAUUCGUUGCAAUACGUUGAUCGACUCACUCAUCGAUCAAAUCAUCGAUGGUUUAUUUUAUGAAGUUGAUCCAAGUGAUUGGUCUGAUGAUCAAUUUUAGUGAAUCAAAUGUGAUUAUUGAAGUAGUUGUAGAUAGCAGUAGAAUAUAUACGAACAUUUGAUCAUCAUAAGGAGUUGAUUUUAGUGAAGGGAUAAUUGCACUUUUGGUACCCAA
Olea europaea var. sylvestris is the source of this 788-nucleotide messenger RNA. Its product is annotated as stress enhanced protein 2, chloroplastic-like. NCBI's taxonomy places the organism in Eukaryota, Viridiplantae, Streptophyta, Magnoliopsida, Lamiales, Oleaceae. Gene Ontology annotation, biological process: cellular response to high light intensity. The record is from RefSeq and is a predicted model, not a curated record. Bases 87 to 674 code for a protein of 195 amino acids. The transcript is spliced from 2 exons.